Messenger RNA from Fusarium musae, 354 nucleotides. RefSeq lists its product as uncharacterized. The record is from RefSeq and is a predicted model, not a curated record. The transcript is spliced from 2 exons. Bases 1 to 354 code for a protein of 117 amino acids. NCBI's taxonomy places the organism in Eukaryota, Fungi, Ascomycota, Sordariomycetes, Hypocreales, Nectriaceae.
AUGGCUGGCCAUUUGUGUAUGCCCUCGGCGUGGGGUACUCAUGUGUACGGGGCGCUGGCUCUUCUUAAGCUCCAGACAACUCACGUUGACUCUCCCCUAUUCCGCAGUAUGUACUUCUUUGUCCAGAAGAACGUGCUUUUCCUUCUUUCAAUUCAACUUCGCGCCUCCUCUAUCCUACCUGCAUCAUCAGAUACCAGCCAGAUCAGAAAGCGAAUGGCUACAUUGGUGGAUGAUAAAUGCGCAACUGUGCCUUAUCUUCUGGGCAAGGAUCUCUGCAAGAUGAACCACCAAUUAGUCACCAGCCACAGAACGCUGUACAUCUCUUUGCUGACCUCAGGUUCUACUGUUAAGUAA